AUGACCCCCGCGAAAGAAGAGACUCCAGCCCAGCAUGAUCUAGGAGAGCCUGCUGCCGCUGCUUCUGCCACCACUGCCCCUCCCACUGCCGCUGCCGCUGCUGCUGCUGCUGCUGCUGCCGCGUCGUCUCCGGAAUCCCUCAGCUCGCUAUCUGAAUGCGAAAGCAUCGCGCCACCCGCCCACUUCAGCACGCACAUCGCCCCGACCUCGCACCCCGACGACAGCAGACCGUCGGAGCAGCCCCUCUCCUCCUCUCUCCCGAGCAAGACCGCCGCCACUCCCACUGCCGCUUCCACUGCAGCGAUGACGACGACGACAAACGCGAGCAGCAAGAAGAAGGACGCACCAGCCACAAGUACAGACACGAGCCACAUCCCCGACGGCCAGCACCAGCCACAGCAGUCCGCCAAGCCCAAGCGAUCCCGAAAGAGGAAGGAUGAGGAUCCCGCCAAGGAGGGAGCUCACGUGAAGCCUCGCCGCCAGCGGAAUGCCGCCGGCACAAAGGGCGGCGGAGCGAAGGCGGACAAGUCGGCGGGUGCCAAUCCCUCCGCCGGCGCUGCAGCAUCGUCCGCUGCACCCUCCACCACCACCACCUCCUCCCGCAAGAAGCAGAAGCUGGACCACCCGCCCCACGUGAAGCCCGCUCCCGCUCCCGCCCCGCGCCAGUCCAAGAUCACCGACCUCGUAGAUCCCUCCCCUGCUCCUCCACCUCAACAUGUCUCCGCGCCGCAGUCUCCCCAACCUCAAUCCCAACCUCAAUCCCAAUCCCAAUCCCAAUCCCAAUCCCAAUCGCAAUCCCAAUCCCAGCAGCAGCAGCAACAGUACCAACACCCCGCCGCUGCUCCUCCGCCUCCGCCGUCCAAUGCCUCUCGUUCGACCUCUAUCCUGAAUACACAGAGUGGAAGCUAUGAAUCCAGUCCGCACUACCACUCCCUCCCGCCGCAGUCCACCUCCACAUCAUUCUCCGCACCGCCUCCGCCACCACAGCAGCAACAGCAACAGCAGCGCAUUAGUGGCCAGCAUUAUGACCCCGUUCGCUCGUCGAUCGAGAGCUACUCUCCUGCAUCAGCUCCAGCCUCUACAACCCCGCCAAUCGUCAGCGGUUCGUCUACAAUGCAAAGGAGCAACACUUUCGGCACUCCACCUCCUCCACCCUCCAACACAACCCCUCCGCGCAACAUGUUCCGUGCCAGCGCCUCUCCCGCUAUCUCCAGCAUCAUUGACCCCCCUGAGCCCGUUGCCGCUCCUUCAUCCUUCCCGUCCACGCCAGCAAUGGUAGUCAACCCACAACAGAGCUCAUCAUCUCGACCCAGUAGUGACAAGCUGAAGCAGGCCGAACAACGCUCACAAGGCCCUGCGAGGCUUCAGGAGCUCGUUCCCAUGGACAUCGAUAAAGAAGCCACGUCUACCUCGUCAACAAUCCAAAGACCGCCAACUCCUACAAAGAAAGACAGACCCACAGGCAGUUCCAAUGGCCCCGCAUCUCGUGCGCAGUCGCCGAAACCAUCCCGUUCGAAGGAAGCACCGCCUCUCCCGUCGGGCUCAGGCCUACUCACCAGCGCCGUAUUCGGCCUCGACGUCAGCUCCUCCACACCCGCCGCGAAAACCGUACCCAACAUCAUCCUUCACGUUCCGUUAAAAGGCCAGAACAACGUGGUCAUCAAUUUUGCACGUCUGGCCGAAGAGCAAUACGGCUUCGACGCCCUGCAUCCCCGCAUCGCGGCCCAGAGAGAGCGGCGGGCGCGCCUAGCCGCUGCGAGCGCCGUGCUGGAGAAGAACGAGAAGAACGCCAGAGGUGAAAGUGGAGCGGAGGACGAUCUUAGUCUCGACGUGGAUCGGGAUAGUGACGUUGAUGGGGACAUCGUCAUGUCCGGGAUGGGGGGAGGCCCGACGAGCGAUGCUGCUAAAGACGGGGCUGCGCCCGGCGAGGGAAAGAAGCGCCGUAGGAAGAUGGAGGAUUACGAUCGAGAUGAUCCGUUCGUGGAUGAUAGCGAGCUGAUCUGGGAAGAGCAGGCUGCGGCGUGCAAGGAUGGGUUCUUUGUGUAUAGUGGGCCGUUGGUGCCGGAGGGAGAGAAGCCCAGUGUUGAAAGGGCCGAUGGAACUGUGAAGCGCGGUCGUGGGCGCGCUGCGCGUACCACGGCAAGUGGAGAAGGCAAGACAACCACCUCCUCCCGGGCCAAGAAGGACAAGGACGCCGCUGCGAAUAAAGAUAAGGAUUCCAAAGACAAGGAUGGCGAUGGAGAAGUGAAAGAGAAGCCCAAGGCCUCGCGUGCCGGUACGGGGACGACGAGAAAGCCGAGAAUGACGAAGGCUGACAGGGCGCUGAUGGAGAAGGAGAAAGCGGAGAGAGAGAAGAUGGGCAUGGGACUGGCUGGCAAGAACAGUGUUACUGCUGGUGGGAAAUGAGCUUUUUGUGUGUGUGUGUGUGUGUGUGUGUGUGUGCACUUCAACAGGGUCCUGGUUUUGCACGUUGUAUUGCUUAAGGAUUGGGCGAGGAGUGCUGCAUGGGAGCAUUGCUGGGUUGAUCUCUACGGAACCCCCUUUCUUUUUUUUUUCUUUUCUUUUCUUUUUAAUUUUCCCACCGGUUAAGGAGUUCUGGGAGUUUUAUCUGGAGGGAUCGCUGCGACGUGUUUUGAUUACUUUGACAUGCGUGUUUGUUUGCAUCUUUCUUCUUUGCUGGGUCUAGAUGUUCCGAGUUCGAAGAUGCUACUGGGGGGCUUUUGUUUUCCUGUUAAAUUUUUAUAGUCUCAACUAUGCCUGAAUAGGUUUUAGCCGUGCUGGAAUUUUAUCUUCCCUUCUUGAUGGGGAAGAAAAAAGAAUGUAUGAUAAUAAAUAAUCAGCAAAUAUCCUCUAUCCAUUUGCAGCCUUGCCCAUAAGUGGCCCCCGGUUGACCCCCAAUUAUGCGCCCUACUACCUUGUCUCCAUUCCCACACAAAAUAACCCUUCCCAGGAACCCCAGUCGUCGUGAAACAUUCGUCAAUAUAUAUACUCCGUAAAACGAUCGUAUGGAGCCAGCCCAUGCAUAUUCCUCUUUUUCUUUUGUAUGUUCAAUCAUGAUACGUCACGCUCAACACCUUGAACUUCGUCUUCUCUUCGCCAACACGCACACCCCCAUCCUCAUUAACGGAUAUAUACCCGUCGUCUCGAUCGUGGUACUUGAUGUAAUAACCCCUGCCCUUGUCCUCCCCUUCGCCGCGCACGAAAUCGAUAUCUAUGGCGACCGCGUCACGGCGUGGGACGAGCUUGCCCUCCUCGCCCAGCCAGACGCGUCGGUUGCCGCUAGAUAGGAGAUAUGGAGGGUCCUGGUUGAUGGCGGUAGUGUUGACGUCCGUGGAGGAGGUGGAAUUGUUGUUGUAGUAGUGGAGGACCCAGCGGGCGUCAGAGUUGCGAUAUAAGCUGUUAUAGUCGAGGUCAGGAUCGGGAUCGGAAUCGGAAUCGGGAUCAGCAUUGGUGGCGUCGGUGGUGG
Messenger RNA from Coccidioides immitis RS, 3466 nucleotides. RefSeq lists its product as uncharacterized. The transcript has 2 exons. Bases 1 to 2406 code for a protein of 801 amino acids. NCBI's taxonomy places the organism in Eukaryota, Fungi, Ascomycota, Eurotiomycetes, Onygenales, Onygenaceae. The record is from RefSeq and is a predicted model, not a curated record.